This is a messenger RNA of Malassezia sympodialis ATCC 42132, 1758 nucleotides long. RefSeq lists its product as uncharacterized. Gene Ontology annotation, biological process: protein folding. Gene Ontology annotation, molecular function: ATP-dependent protein folding chaperone; ATP binding. Gene Ontology annotation, cellular component: nucleus; cytosol. The record is from RefSeq and is a predicted model, not a curated record. Lineage: Eukaryota; Fungi; Basidiomycota; Malasseziomycetes; Malasseziales; Malasseziaceae.
AUGAGCGAGGAGCAGGGUGCCGUUAUUGGUAUCAACCUCGGCAAUACCUACGGUAGCAUUGCAUGCAUUAACCAGCAUGGCCGUGCCGAUGUGAUCGCGAACGAGAGCGGCGAGCGCCAGAUCGCGACGCGCAUUGCGUUCCAGGGCGACCAGGUGUACCAUGGCAACGAGGCGACGCCGCAGCUGGUGCGCAAUGCCUCGAACGUGAUUGACAACUUUGUGAACCUCGUCGGCCGCAGCUUCGACUCGCUGCUGGACGAGGAGAAGGCGCGCAAGUCCGCGCCGGUGCUCGACAAGGACAAUGUGCCGUCGUUCGAGGUGGAGAGCCACGGCGAAAAGAUGCAGCUGUCGGCGCACGAUGUGCUGGUGCGCUACAUUGGCGUGCUCUACGGCGCCGCAAAGGACUUUAUGUCGGGCGUCCCGAUUGUCGGCGCCGUGCUGAGCACGCCGUCGUGGUACUCGGAUGCGCAGAACGCCGCGGUGUUCCAGGCCGCGCAGGAUGCGGGCCUCAACGUGCUGCAGCUCGUGCCUGCGUCUGCGGCGGUGCUGGCCGCGUACGGCCUCACGGCGCCGUCGGCCAAGGGCGACCUGCCCGUGCACCCUGACGGCGAGCAGGGCGUGCCGUACCCCGCCGACAAAGUGCUCGACCGCAACGUGGCGGUGGUGGACUUUGGUGGCACGUCGAUCGACGUGAGUGUGUACGCGGCGCGUGCCGGCGUGUACUCGCAGCUCGCGUACACGCACGACAAGUCGGUCGGUGGCCGCGCGCUCGACGAUGUGCUGGUGCAGCACUUUGCGAAGGAGUUCGCGAAGAAGACCAAGAUCACAAUUGGCGAGCAGGACGCGCGCGCGUGGGCGAAGCUGCGCAACGAGGCAGAGGUCACGAAGCGCGCGCUGAGUGCGAGCAACUCGGCGCAGUGCAGCGUGGAGAGCUUGGCCGAGGGCGUCGACUUUAGCGGCAGCGUGAACCGCAUGCGCCUCAACCUGCUGGCCGCCGCCGUAUACCAGACGGCCGUCGCAAACGUGCACAAGGCGAUCGAGCUCGCGGGCUUGGAGCCGUGCCAGGUGGACGAGGUGCUCCUCGCCGGAGGAGCGUCGCGCCUUGCGGGCCUCGCCGAGCAGCUGUCGAUGCUCUUCCCUGAGGACGGCAACACGCACAUUACCUACUCGAUCGACUCUGACCAGGUGAUUGCGCGUGGCUGUGCCGUGUAUGCGCAGUCGCUCGUGCACCUGCCCGGCGACUGUGCGGAGCGCGAGUUUGUGCACUCGCUUCCACGCGAGAAGGAGGCGCUCCGCAAGGUGCUCGAGGUGCCUGCGACAACGCGCCCGAUCGGUCUCGUGCUCGACGACCCCCGCGACGAGCGCGUGGCGAAGCAGGUCGUCGACGGCCAGCUGUUCGUGACGCUCGUGCCGGAGCACACCGUGGUCCCGGCGCGCCGCGUGGUGCGUGUGCCCGUGGCCCGCGGCGCCGAGGCGUCGCUGCUGCGCUUUGCGGAGGGCACGCCGAAGGUGCGUGUCGACUUUGUCAAGGAGGAGCCGCUCGAGGACGAGGACGAGGAGGAGCUCGAGCCGGUCGAGGUGCGCACGGCGUACGUGUGCCCCGACGCUCGCCGCCUGGUCGAGCUUGUGGUGCCGCACAGUGCCGAGGCGCAGGCCAUCACGGUGCACGUCCUGGUCGAGGCGACCGGGCAGGUGCGCCUCGAGGCGCGCGUGGACGGCAGUGCCGAGCUGGCGGCGCACGCCACGCUGGGUGCCUAA